This is a messenger RNA of Cornus florida, 3479 nucleotides long. RefSeq names its product pentatricopeptide repeat-containing protein At1g11710, mitochondrial. The record is from RefSeq and is a predicted model, not a curated record. Lineage: Eukaryota; Viridiplantae; Streptophyta; Magnoliopsida; Cornales; Cornaceae. Bases 234 to 2234 code for a protein of 666 amino acids. The transcript has 2 exons. Gene Ontology annotation, molecular function: protein binding.
UUGAUCGAGAAAGUGUUAUUGACUCUUCCAAUACGACUAGUUAAACAAAGCUGCCCCAUUAUUUCGUCGUCGUUUUGGAAACUCCCCUAAUUUUGAAUAUUUUUCGCCAUUCUAGGGUUUCAUGAUACGUUUUCAGCGAAUCCCUUCACCACGGCAAUUGGAAGUGAGAAACUUUUGGGGUUCUUUAGAUACUCAAGAAUUAAUCAAAUUGAUGAAUUGGGUUUUAUUCUUUGAUGAUUUUGAGCCUGUUUUUAUCAAAAAGAGGUCAUCUUUUUGCUCGAGGUUUUCACGUGGGUAAGCAAUUCUCGAACCCAAACACUGAAGAUAUUGUUUUCAAAGCCAUUUGUGUCAAUUUGAGGCAAAGAAAAUGGAAAUAUCUGGAUCAAAUAUCGUCGAGUCUCACAAAUUCAAUAGUGAGUCGCGUUGUUCGUGAGUUUCGAACCUCGCCGGAGCUAGCUUUGGAAUUUUUCAGUUGGGUUGGAGAGUACAAAAGGUUUUCUCACUCAUUAGAAUCUUGUUGUACUAUUAUUCAUGUGGUGGUGAAUUGUAGGAGAUUUGACGAUGCCUUGUCUUUGAUGAAGAACUUGAUGCAAACAAUGGGUUAUUCUCCAUUGGAGGUUUUGGAAGGUUUGGUUUGUAGUUAUGAGGCGUGUGUGUCGAGUCCCGCAGUGUUUGAUGCUCUAAUUAGGGCUUGUACUCAAAUUGGGGUCACUGAGGGUGCAUUUGAAGUGAUUAAGAAGUUGAGAAUAGAGGGUUGUUGGGUUUCUAUCCAUGCAUGGAACAACUUAUUGAACCAUCUUUUGAAGUUGGAUGAGGUUGGAAGAUUUUGGAAGGUGUACAAGGAAAUGAUUUCCUAUGGGUAUUUUGAAAAUGUGAAUACUUUUAAUUUGGUUAUUUAUGCUCUUUGUAAAGAAUGUAAAUUGCCUGAAGCACUUUCAGUGUUUUAUGGGAUGUUGAAGGGUGGAAUUGUACCGAAUAUUGUUUCUUUCAACAUGCUCAUAGAUGGAGCCUGCAAGAUGGGGGAUAUUGAUCUUGCUUUGAAGCUUGUUCAGAAGAUGGGAGUCAUGUCAGGGGAUUGUGUUAUGCCCAACCCAGUUACUUACAAUUGUCUUAUCAAAGCUUGCUGCAAAUUAGGGAGACUGGAACAUGCAGAGGAAAUUCAGAAUGAAAUGGUUAAGACGGGUAUCGAGCCCAAUGUAAGGACAUAUGCAACUUUGAUUGAUGGGUAUUCGAGAAAUGGGAGUUUGGAGGAAGCAUUUAGUUUGUGUGAUGAUAUGGUGAGAAGGGGUGUGGUGCCGAAUGCGGUGGUUUAUAAUACACUAAUCCAUCAGCUUUACAUGGAAAGAGAUACGGCAGGAGCUUCCUUUUUAUUGUCUGACAUGAUUAAUAAUAAGAUCUGCCCUGAUCGAUUCACUUACUCUAUUCUCAUGAAGGGUCUUUGCGAAAAUGGAUACAUGAAUGAAGCUAUUAAAUAUCACAAGUGGAUUGUAGAAAAGAAUCUUGUUGAGGAUGCUUUUACACACAAUAUUCUAAUAAAUUAUCUUGUUGAAAACAAGAAUAUAGCAGGAGCAAAGCAAUUGUUGGGCAGCAUGUUCAUCAGGGGUUUGAUUCCUGACCUUGUCACAUAUGGUACUUUGAUUGAUGGGCACUGCAAAGAAGGGAACAUAGAAAGUGCAGUUCAGGCUUAUGAUGAUAUGAUAAAGGUGGAGAAAAGAUCUAACUUGGUAAUAUACAAUUCAAUCAUAGACGGUCUAUGCAAAGAGGUAUCAGUAGAUGUAGCUAAACUUUUGGUUGAUGAAUUACGGAGGAUGGGUGUAUCAUUAGAUAUUAUAACUUACAACACUUUGUUAUAUGGAUAUUGUCUCAGUGGAAAGAUUGAAAAUGCAUUAGAUUUGUUUUCAGAAAUGAGGAAGGAAAGGAUUUCAAUGAAUAGAGUUACUUACAAUAUUAUGAUCAACUUUUUGUGCAAGUUUGGGUGUAUUGAGCAAGCAAAGGAGCUUACGGAGCUGAUGGUCCUUCAGUCUUUGGAUCCAGAUUUUGUUACAUACACAACUCUUCUUACGAAUAUCAGCAAGAACAGAAGUUCAGAGGAAGUAGUUGAAAUGCAUGACCAUCUGGUGCUUAAUGGUACAAUUCCUGAUAGUCAAACAUACAAGGCCAUUGUUAGCCCGCUUAUUAGAGAAGAAAGUGUGGAGCCCACAAGACAAACUGACUGCUUACUCAACAUUGCCUGAUGUAUUUACAUUCAUAUUAGCAUUCUUGUUCGAGCAUGCUCCAAAUUGGUCCGGUAAAGGAUGAGCCAAUCAGUCAGAUAGGGAAUGAUGCAUAUCUCCUUCAGCCAGUUUGUAUCUAUAUCCUAAGUAUGUACCUUUUCUUCUCUCAAAAUGCAUCGAGUUUCUACUUUUCAAGUUCUGAUUAAAUCAACCAAAACGUUUGCAUAUUUUUAGAGAAAGUUGCCUUGAAUUCAUGGUCUCAAUGUGCUAUACUCAGAAAUUUGGGAGGUAGUUUAGAGGUUGAGUUUCUAUGUUUGCAUCAUGUCCAUUACAAGAUCAGCUUCUUCCUGUUAAUUGAAUCUGUUGUUAGCAUCUUUUUAUAAACUCUUUAGCUGAUUACUGGACUCCACUUCUUUUGAAUUUCUACUUGUUCUUGGAGCGCCUUCAAUUGUAUCAAAUCACCCCUCAUAAGUUGACUUCUUCCUGUACUGUCCUCAUUUGUGCUAUGACUGUCUUGUCAUGACGAAUAUAAAGAAUAUAGGAAUCAAGAGAAAAAAACAAUUACGGGAAACUGCUGAAGAAAUGGAUCAAUAAAAGCCUCAAAGAAGAGUGGUGGCAUUUUUCUCAGAAGAUGGGAGAGUGCCGUUAGUAGCAGUGUUUAGGCCUUCAUAUUCAACAUGUGCUGUCAUUUUAAGUGCCAUAAUCGGCCUCUUAUUACUCGGAUCAUAUAGAUCAUUAUAAAUUAUAAAUCAGAUGUCUAUCUUCUCUAAAGUUGAUACCAGAUACAUGUGUAAUUUAGAUUUAUCCCUAACAGAAAUCCUGCAGUUCUCACUGUUUGUCUGUUUUUUGCUGCAUUGUGUUAUAUUUUGUGUAUGUAUGUGGUUAGAGAGAUGGGUUUCCUUUUUGUUGCUAAUCAAACAACUUGCCUGAUUCAUGCAUGCUCUGUUAUUGGCAAAUUCCUCUGGGAGUUAGUUCAUGGAAGGGUUAUUUUACUUUGUCUGGCACAUCCUCAAAGAAUUGGUAAGAAUGAGAGAAGCAUACCUUCAGGCAGUGGACUUUUCUCCUAAUUGUAUUUCAACUUCAAAGUAACACUGUUUGAGAAGUUUACAAUUUUAGACAAUUUUUUUUUUAGGAUUUCCCUCCUAAUUGGCAUCUUCCAAAUCAGCAUUUUCUCUUGGAUUUGUUAGAUAGAGCCAAAAGAUUUGCUAUCGGCUAACUGUAAGCCAUUUUGUUGGGUUCCAAAUUGGCAUUUUCCUUAUUUAUUUA